This is a messenger RNA of Populus nigra (black poplar), 1142 nucleotides long. RefSeq names its product isoflavone reductase homolog. Gene Ontology annotation, molecular function: oxidoreductase activity. The transcript is spliced from 4 exons. The coding region runs from base 88 to 1017 and encodes 309 amino acids. The record is from RefSeq and is a predicted model, not a curated record. NCBI's taxonomy places the organism in Eukaryota, Viridiplantae, Streptophyta, Magnoliopsida, Malpighiales, Salicaceae.
AAUAUUAUUAAUUAGGAACAAAUCCUUUUGCCGAUCUUUAUAUAAGUCAUAGUUCCAUGGGGCACGAAACAAUCAAAACAAGAAACCAUGGCAAAGAGCAAGGUUCUCGUUGUUGGGGGUACUGGGUAUAUUGGUAGGAGAAUAGUGAAGGCAAGCUUAGACCAAGGCCAUACAACUUAUGUCCUUCAACGCUCUGAGAUAGGCCUUGACAUCGAGAAGCUGCAUCUACUAUUGUCAUUUAAAAAGCAAGGAGCUCACCUGGUUCAGGGUUCAUUCUCCGAUCAGCAGAGCCUUGUGGAAGCUGUGAAGAAAGUUGAUGUUGUCAUUUGCACCAUGUCCGGGGUGCAUUUUAAGAGCCACAACAUUUUGAUGCAGCUCAAGCUUGUGGAUGCCAUCAAAGAAGCAGGAAACGUGAAGCGUUUCUUGCCUUCAGAAUUCGGUAUGGACCCAGCAACAAUGGAGCAUGCACUGGCACCAGGAAGAGAAACAUUUGAUCAGAAAAUGAUUGUGAGAAAGGCAAUUGAGGAUGCUAAGAUCCCCUUCACGUAUGUAUCCGCUAACUGCUUUGCGGGUUAUUUUGUUGGUAGCCUCUGUCAGCUUGAGACCCUGACCCCUCCAAAAGACAAAGUCCGGCUUUAUGGAGAUGGCAACGUUAAGGUUGUUUUUAUGGAUGAAGAUGACGUUGCAACUUACGCAAUUAAAGCAAUCGAUGAUCCUCGGACUUUGAACAAAACUUUGUACCUAAGGCCACCAGAAAACAUUCUCACACAAAGACAGUUAGUUGAGAUCUGGGAGAAACUCAGUGGAAAGAAACUAGAAAAGAUCAGCAUUCCCGGAGAAGACUUCCUAGCUUCCAUGAAAGGCAUGGAUUAUGUAGCCCAGGCAGGAAUGGGGCAUUUCUAUCAUAUUUUCUAUGAAGGCUGUUUGACAAACUUCGAAAUAGAAGAAGAAGCUUCGGACCUUUAUCCAGAAGUGAAAUACACUCGCAUGGAUGAAUAUCUGAAAAUCUUCCUUUGAAGAAAACCACGUUCUAUGUAUCUAUCAACAGCAGUAUAAUGAUGAAUAUCUAAGAAGCUUGGUGUAGAUUGUGAAUGAAUAAAGAAAUUUUUUUUUUAUUAUAUAUUAAAAAAUAUAUUUUUUUA